Messenger RNA from Coregonus clupeaformis (lake whitefish), 1690 nucleotides. It is a transcript of the gene slc19a3b, whose product is annotated as solute carrier family 19 member 3b. Gene Ontology annotation, biological process: vitamin transport; transmembrane transport. The transcript is spliced from 5 exons. Gene Ontology annotation, molecular function: vitamin transmembrane transporter activity. Lineage: Eukaryota; Metazoa; Chordata; Actinopteri; Salmoniformes; Salmonidae. Gene Ontology annotation, cellular component: plasma membrane. The coding region runs from base 101 to 1498 and encodes 465 amino acids. The record is from RefSeq and is a predicted model, not a curated record.
AGGAUCUACAGCUGCUUACUGCCAACAGACACCAUUGGUACACAGGACUCAGACCAAGAGGUCUUGCACAUGAGAGGGGCAGAAGGAGUAGGCUACCAGGAUGGGUUGCUGGACCAAGCUAAAGUCCACUGGCUGGGUGUUUCCCACAGCCAUGCUGUCGCUCUAUGGGUUCUUCGCUAACUGCAGACCAGCUGAGCCCUUCCUAACACCAUACCUUAUUGGACCAUACAAGAACAUCUCGGAGGAAGUGGUGACCAACUACCUGUUCCCCAUCUGGACGUACUCCUAUCUGGCCGUCCUCUUCCCCGUCUUCCUGCUGACAGACUUCCUGAGGUACAAGCCGGUGAUCGUGGUCCAGGGCCUCUUCCUGGUCACCAACUAUGUCCUGCUAUGCUUUGCCCCCGGCCUGACCGCCAUGACCUUCCUGCAGUUCAACUAUGCCGUGGUGACCUCCACGGAGGUGGCCUACUUCUCCUACAUCUACAGCGUGAUCCCUCCAGAGAGGUACCAGCGGGCCACCGGCUACCUCCGCAGUGCCAUGCUGACAGGUUCCACCCUAGGGGCCACUCUAGGCCAGUUGCUGGUCUCCCUGGCAGGGCUGGACUACUUCUACCUCAACGCCAUCUCCCUGGGGAUCCUCAGUGUUGCGUUCCUCAUCUCCAUCUGGCUACCCAUGCCCCAGCAGGGGAUGUUCUUCAGGGGGGAGAAGGCUGUCCUGGACCUGAGCGCCAAGGGCCAGGUGGGGGAGGAGGCGAGUGCAGUGGAGGAGGCACAGGAGGCAGAGGAGGCCAUGGAGGAUGGUGCUGGGUCGGAUAAGACCCAGGGUGACGGGGGUAGUACUGGCUGGUGCAGCCUGCAUAAUGUGGUCUAUGCUGGCAGGCUGCUCUGGAGCAGCUUCAGAGAGUCCUACUCCUCUAGGAAGCUGGUCUACUGGUCUCUGUGGUGGGCUCUAGCCACGGCCGGCUACGGCCAGGUGUUCAACUACAUCCAGCUGAUGUGGGACCACAUAGAGCCAUCCAGCACCUCCUCUGUCUACAAUGGAGGGGUCGAGGCCAUCUGUGCAGUUGUAGGUGCAGCGGCAGCCUUCUGUGUGGGUCAUGUGAAGGUGACCUGGGAUGUCUGGGGGGAGCUGUCACUGGGGGUGUUCUCUGCGGUGGGGGCAGGGGCCGUGUUUUUGAUUGGGCUCAACAGCAACAUUUGGGCAAGCUAUGCUGGCUACGUCAUCUUCAAGGCCUCCUACAUACUGCUGAUCACCAUCACUACAUUCCAGAUUGCAUCCAACCUCUCCAUGGCGUGCUAUGCUCUAACGUUCGGAGUCAACACUUUUGUCGCCCUCUUGCUGCAGACCAUUCUCACAGCCAUCGUUGUUGAUGAAACUGCACUGGGGCUAGACAUUGUCACACAGUUCAUCAUCUAUGGCAGCUACUAUGCAGCAAUAUCUGUGCUUUUCCUGAUCCGAGGGAUGUACACAGCCUGUGCACACCACUGCAGGCCUUAGCAGGCAAUGGACCAGGACCAGGAGCAGAAAGAAGAUCCCAAAGUGGAGAUGCCCUCCUCAGACCGGUUCUGUUCUGACCACAGACAAUAGACUAUCAGAGACUGAGGGGGGCAAGGAGUCUUCAAGGGUUCACCCUAAAAUUGAAUUUCAUGGUAUUACAUGUAUUUAUAAUCAAAAUAAAACAAAUGUUGU